AUGGCAUACCUGUUGCUUGGAAGCCUUCCGCUCCUUUCGGUGCAGUCUGGAUCGACCGCAGCCUUGUGCCUUGGGGAACUUCUUGCCUCGAGUGAAGAUGCCGAUCUUGCAGCGAUUGCAGGUUUGCUGGCUGUCCUCGUUGGAGCAAUGCACUUCCUGAUGGGCCUCCUCGACUUGGGAGCUGCCGUGGAGCUGUUCUCCCAGCCUUUACUCCGUGCUCGGACUGGAGCUGCGGCACUCAUUGUUCUCUUGGGUCAGACUGAGACGCUUCUUGGACUCUCUGAUCGUGUGCAAAGCACGCCUAUACGUCGCUUCGUGACCGCCUGUUCCUCCAUCAGGGAGAUUUGCCCGCGAACUGCUGGCUUAUCUGCUGCAUUGUUGACUGUUCUGUUGAUCUGCAAGGUCGUGGGACAGCGGGGGGCACAACUGGAACGUGGAAGUGUUGCUCGAAAUCUCUGUGCCGGCGGCUGUACCGUCCUGCAGACCUCAGCCAACUUGGCAAUACUUGUGGCGGCAGCUGUGGUGCAGAAGUACAUGGCAGACAUGGGAGGCUUGGAGUCCUUGGAGCGUUUCGAAACUCCUUCUCCCGAAUAUGUCUUCCAACGCUGGACUCUGCAACAGUUCGUGGACACACUGCCCACGGCCGCACUCACAGCUUUUCUCACGCUUGGCAGUCAUCUCACCGUGGCCGAAAGAGUUCGACGCCCGACCGAUUCUUGGAACCCGAGGCGUGAGCUCUUUGCUCUGGGCUCUGCAAGUCUGCUGGCUGCUCUCGUGGGAGGGAUGCCUGUAAUGGCUAACCUCGCAAUCUGUCAGGCACUGCAGGGUGCAGCAGGCGGACUCGCUACUUUUGGAAACAUCUUCGGACACCUUGUGGCUUUCGUGACCGUCUCCCAACUAUCAAGUUUCGAUUUUCCCCGCUGUGCCGUCUCGGUGAUAUUGGUGGUAGAAUUUGCUCCAUUGCUGCGGAGCCUUCCUAGGGAAAUCUGGCACCUCUGGCAGCAGGCCUGCCUGACGUCCCCGAACAGUACGUUGCGUUUGAUCGUGGCGAGCGAUUUAAGCAUUUACUCUAUAGCGUUCUUAUCGCCUCUGGUCUUUGGAAUUGUCAACGGAUCGCUCAUUGCGGUCUGCAUGCAGGUGGCCGUCUCUUUGUCCAGGUUUGCAGGGCCCGGAUACGUCCACAUCGGCCAUGUGCCUGGAACCACCACCUACGAUGAAAUUGGGGUGCCGGGAUCCUCUGCAGUUCACCUGGAGAAGAUUGUGAUUACAAGGCCCCUUGGCCCUCGCUGGUUCGGGAAUGCGGCUGCAAACACCAGGGCGGCGAGACGCGAGCGGCGAAAUCUUGAUCGAGAGAUCCUUGUUGCGAUUGCAGACUGGCGCAUGGUCUCCUUUUUGGACGAGACUGCGCUUAUGCAUUACAAGCGCGAGUGGUCGAAUCUUGACGUGAAGGUCCUGGUGACGAACGCCUGUGCGACUGUGCGCCGGCAGAUUAAGGAGUGUGGGCUCACCGAUGUCCUCCAGCAGCCAGAGGAGACGCUUGUAGACUUGCAUGCUGCUGUGCUGUGGGCCCAAGACUACAUCAAAACAGUCGAAUCAAGCCGUGUUGUAAUCGGUAUGAGUGCGAACCGUCGCUCGUCUGCCCAAACAGCGGAUUAG
Messenger RNA from Symbiodinium sp. CCMP2456, 1656 nucleotides. Lineage: Eukaryota; Dinophyceae; Suessiales; Symbiodiniaceae. The record is from the annotation of a GenBank genome assembly.